AAUAAUAGGCUCUCUUUUAUUUUAUUUUUUACAUUCCCUUACUCUUCUUCUCUCUCAGACGUUGGGUCGCUUACUUGAUGAUAGUUUGAGCUUUCUAUUGUAGCCGUUGGAUUAGGUGGGUUACGUAACUAUGACCUCCAUCACCUCCGUUGAGUUGAAUUACCUCGUCUUCCGUUAUCUUCAAGAAUCAGGUUUUACGCAUUCAGCGUUCACUUUAGGAUAUGAAGCAGGCAUUAAUAAGUGUACUAUUGAUGGGAGUUUGGUUCCACCUGGUGCGCUUAUCACAUUUGUUCAGAAAGGACUUCAGUACUUGGAGAUGGAAGCCAACCUGAGUAAUAAUGAUGCAGAAAUGGAUGAAGAUUUCUCAUUCUUGCAACCUUUGGAUAUAAUAACAAAGGAUGUAAAUCAAUUGCGGCAAAUGAUAAAAGAGAAAAGGAAGAAUAUCCAAAAGGACAGAAAAAAAGAUGAAGAUAAAGAUAAAGAGGUUGAUCGGGAGCAUGAAGGAGAGCGUGGGCGAGUGCGAGAGAAAGAAAGACACGAAAAGGAGAAGGAACGUGAAAAGGAAAGGGAGAGGGCUGAAAGCAAUAAGGAGAGAGAAAAGCAACCGGAAGAAGUUUCUUAUAAAGAGAUGGUUUUGGAUCAAGAAGACAAGGAUGUUGUUAGGCAUGAAGAAAAUGGAACUUUUGUAGGACCAGAACCUAUGGAUACUGCUACUACGUCGAACCCUGCAUCUCAAGAUGCUUGUGAAAUUCCUAGCUCUGAGGUUACCAUUUUGGAAGGGCACACUUCUGAGGUCUGUGCGUGUGCAUGGAGCCCAACUGGUUCACUUCUUGCAUCAGGAUCUGGAGAUUCUACGGCUCGUAUUUGGACAAUAUCCGACGGGCUUUUCAAAUCUGGUGCCCAAAACAGUCCUUCAAAUGUUCUAGUUCUGAAGCAUGUGAAAGGAAGAACAAAUGAGAAGAGCAAAGAUGUGACUACACUUGAUUGGAAUGGUGAGGGGACAUUGCUUGCAACAGGGUCAUAUGAUGGCCAAGCAAGGAUUUGGACUACAAAUGGUGAACUAAGAACUACGUUGAGUAAACACAAAGGACCUAUAUUUUCUCUGAAGUGGAACAAGAAGGGUGAUUAUCUUCUUACGGGAAGCUGUGAUAAAACUGCAAUUGUGUGGGAUGUGAAGGCAGAGGAAUGGAAGCAGCAGUUUGAAUUUCACACAGGUCCAACCCUUGAUGUUGAUUGGCGGAACAAUGUUUCAUUUGCAACAAGCUCCACUGAUAAUAUGAUAUAUGUUUGCAAGAUUGGAGAAACGCGCCCUAUUAAAACCUUUGCAGGGCAUCAGGGUGAAGUAAAUUGCGUCAAAUGGGAUCCUACAGGUUCACUAUUGGCCUCUUGUUCUGAUGAUAUUACUGCAAAGAUAUGGUGUAUGAAGCAGGACAAGUAUGUUCAUGAUCUGAGGGAACAUUCAAAGGAGAUAUAUGCCAUCAGAUGGAGUCCUACUGGGCCAGGGACAAACAAUCCUAACCAGCAACUAGUUCUUUCAAGUGCAUCAUUUGACUCCACGGUGAAGCUGUGGGAUGUGGAGUUGGGGAAACUUCUCUACAGCUUGAAUGGACACAGGGACCCUGUAUACUCGGUUGCGUUUAGCCCAAAUGGAGAGUAUCUAGCCAGUGGAUCUCUUGAUAAGUCCAUGCACAUCUGGUCCUUGAAGGAAGGGAAGAUUGUAAAAACAUAUACAGGCAACGGCGGAAUAUUUGAAGUCUGUUGGAACAAGGAUGGUGACAAGAUUGCUGCUUGUUUCGCAAACAAUACGCUAUGCGUCCUAGACUUUAGAAUGUAACAAACGUAGAAACUUCCCUCUCUAUUUAAUGAAUUAGAGAUGUAGCAAGCUCUUAAAAUAGUAAGUUAAAAUUAGGUAGGUGUUUUCAUUGUAGUGAAAAGGGGAAACUGUAACUAUAGCAUAGGUGUUGUAGUUCGUGGAUUAGGCAUUCCAAACGGAAUUUGGUAGUUGGAAUUUGUAAUUGUGAACUAUGGGUCUCUGCUUUGUGAGCUAAGUAGCCAAUUAACAAUGAUGUAUUGCAUCGUUUUGCACUUUA
Molecule: messenger RNA, 2090 nt
Organism: Hibiscus syriacus
Lineage: Eukaryota; Viridiplantae; Streptophyta; Magnoliopsida; Malvales; Malvaceae
Product: WD40 repeat-containing protein HOS15-like
Exons: 14
Coding region: 131-1834 (567 amino acids)
Biological process (GO): regulation of transcription by RNA polymerase II
Cellular component (GO): histone deacetylase complex
Molecular function (GO): transcription corepressor activity; protein binding
Source: RefSeq, a predicted model, not a curated record